CACACAGCGCCCUGGGGUCCCCAGCAGAGGGUGUGAGGAGGGAGCUUGCCCUGAAUUCCCAGCUUUCUUUCUUACCAUCUGUACUCCUUCUGUGUGUGUGUCUGUCUGUGUGGGGUGUGGGUCUUGUGGUCUGUAUAUGUGUGUGUUCACCCACACAUGUCUUUUCGACAUUGCUGGCCCGGGUGGGUAUGUAUGUGUCUGUCCGUGUGCAAUGUGGGUCUUAUGGUUUAUAUAUGUGUGUGUCCAUGUGUCUGGGCUUGGGUGUCUGCGUGUGCCUGUGCUCCCGGGUCUGCAGUGAACAGCGUCACGCUGGCCGUGAACCUGGUGGGCUGUCUCGCAUGGCUGAUCGGAGGCGGGGGAGCCACCAACUUUGGCCUCGCCUUUCUCUGGCUCGUCCUCUUCACACCCUGCUCCUACGUCUGCUGGUUUCGGCCCAUUUACAAGGCCUUCAAGACUGACAGCUCCUUCAGCUUCAUGGCGUUCUUCUUUACCUUCAUGGCCCAGCUGGUCAUCAGCAUCAUCCAGGCCGUGGGCAUUCCUGGUUGGGGAGUCUGCGGCUGGAUCGCCACCAUCGCCUUCUUCGGGACAAACGUGGGCUCUGCGGUGGUGAUGCUCAUUCCCACCGUCAUGUUCACAGCUGUGGCGGUCUUCUCCUUCAUUGCCCUCAGCAUGGUUCAUAAAUUCUACCGGGGCAGCGGGGGCAGCUUCAGCAAAGCCCAAGAGGAGUGGACCACGGGGGCGUGGAAGAACCCCCACGUGCAGCAGGCGGCGCAGAACGCAGCGAUGGGGGCAGCCCAGGGGGCCAUGAGCCAGCCGCAGACUCAGUACCCCGCCACCCCGAGCUACACAUAUUCCAACGAGAUGUGAGGUGGUUGCCGAGGCCGCUGCCGCUGGGCAGGGCUGCCCGCCGGCGGGGCAGGGGGCUCAAGCCACAUUAUGUGUUGUGGUGACAAAGCAGGGUUCCUCCCUUCCUUCUUCCUCCUCUUCCUCCCUCUUUGUACAGAGUUAUAUAUCUAUGUUGCACCUUGGCCUCUGUCCCCUGCCCCCUCCCCCUAGAGCUGGGGAAGGAAGGGGUUACAAGGGAACUUGCCCCUGGAGGGGCGCUAGCUGUGUCCAUGUCCCUUUGUGAAAUACCGUGCCGUGGAGGUC
This is a messenger RNA of Ochotona princeps (American pika), 1149 nucleotides long. It is a transcript of the gene SCAMP5, whose product is annotated as secretory carrier membrane protein 5. Gene Ontology annotation, cellular component: recycling endosome membrane; trans-Golgi network membrane. Lineage: Eukaryota; Metazoa; Chordata; Mammalia; Lagomorpha; Ochotonidae. Gene Ontology annotation, biological process: protein transport. Bases 157 to 867 code for a protein of 236 amino acids. The transcript has 4 exons. The record is from RefSeq and is a predicted model, not a curated record.